GGAGGAGGAGGAGGAGGAAGAGGAGGACGAGGGUGCCGGUGGCGGUGCCGCCGGAGGGAGGGAGGAAGGAGGGAGCACGCCGCCGCCGGGACUUGGCCGGGGCGGCCUGUGACAUCACGCGCUGGAGCUGCUGCAGAAGGACACGGAAAAUGGCUGCGGCAAGAAUGUUUUUUUGGGAACUUUUCAUAAAUCUUAAGGAUGAUAAACAGAGAAGAGAGAAGGAAUGAAGAGAGAAGGUUAAAACAAAAUUGUUGGCUCUCAGCUGAGAUUUGACCUCAGAAGGAGAAUCCAGGAGGUGAAGCUAUUUCAGAGAAGAGGAAGUAAAACAAGGAAAUAGUUUAGAGGGAGGCAUCUGGAGCAGUCCUUACUCAGACAAAGUUCACAUUGACUCCAGUGGGAGAAGAGGGUGAGAAAACACUGCAGGACUUCUCUUCCAGCAGUGUCUGUGUGACAAGAAAACCACUUAACAAUGAAAAAAUUCACACUGUUUGAUUUUGUAAAUGAUAAUUCACUGCAAAUUGGAGAGACUUCAUGGAUACAGGACCUUCCCAGUGAUGACAAAGAACUAGAAAGACUGCUGAAACCAAAUGAGCACGUGCUAGUAAACUGGCCUGUGGGCGAAAGAAAGACAGAAAAGCACCUGGUGAAAGUUGUGUAUAUGAGCGAUGACCCCCAAGAGCUGGUGGAAAUGAUGCAAAAGAUAUUACAAGCAGAUGAAAUUACAAAAAUACAAGUCCUUGGAAAAGGCAAGAGGAAGAGGAUAGAAAUGAUAUUCUCAGAAAGUGAGGACAGUGACCUGGAUAAAGAGCAGGAGAAGAUUAUGAAGCAUAUAAAAAGAAAGAAAUCACUGCAGGCAUCUGCUCCUGCCAAUAUCCUGAGUCGACUUGAAACAUCUUUAAUUAACAAACAGCGAGAACAAUAUUCAGGAAGCAACUUUCUGUACAGUGAAAGUAGCAGUGAUGAUGAAGAGCCUUUAUUUCAACUAUCCAAGGUAGAACUGUGUGCCAAAAUAAAAAGUCUCAAGAGGAAGCUGGCAGACACCAUGAGAGAAAACUGCCGUCUAAGGCAGUCCCUGGUGAUGCUUCAAGUGUUGCCGCAGGCAGUCACACAUUUUGAGGAGCUGGUAGGGAUGGCUGAAGCGCUGCUCAAAGGAGGGGUGACAUCAUCUACGUCCAGUCUGCCUUCCCAUGCUGUUUGGAAAGCAGCUGCCAACCCAUUAGCAGAUUCGUAUUCAGCUGUGCACAGUAACGCCAGCUCACCGGUGACUUUGAAUGUGGACGACGAGGAGCAACAGGCCGAAAAACAGUUCAAGAUCGAAAAGUGGCAGAUUGCACUUUGUAACAAGAGCAAACCUCAAAAGUUUAUAAAUGAUUUGAUGCAAGCACUUUAUACACAUGAAUACAUGGCUACACACAGCCUCACAGGUGCAAAGUCGUCCUCUUCAAAGGAUAAAGCAGCGAAACCAGCAAUGAAUCAGAAUGAAGUUCAGGAAAUCAUAGGAAUCACAAAACAGCUGUUUCCAAACACAGAUGAUGCUUUAAUUAGGCGAAUGAUGGGACAAAAACUGAACAAUUGCACCAAGAAGCCAAUUUUAAGCAAAGAUCUUAACUCAGGUGCUUUUCAGAAGCAUAGCUUUUGUAGUUCAACAGCUGCUCCUCAGGGCAUCAUCUCUUCUGCUGUUCCUCCCAGCACACAAGACCAGCAGGAUGAUGAUUCACCAGCUGCUAUUGCACAAAUUCAGCAAAGUGACAGCCGUCCGACUCCUCCAGCCCCCAGCACACCAGGUCAGCAGGAGCACUUCAAACCCACCUCCAAGGUGGAGUCUCACCUCGGCAGCAGCUCACCAGCGCCCUCUCCCAACCAGGAUCUCAGGAAUUUAGACAAAGAAUAACCAGGUAUUUCAUACCACUUCAAAUUCUCAACAGAGAUUAAGGAGUAGUAAAAAAUAAAAAAUAAAUAAUACCUAAAUGGGUCUAGCAACGGUGAACAGAGCUACUGCAAGCAGAAUACAAGCCUGAGAAUCAUUUUCUCAAGCAAUUGAAAAUCCCACAGCAUAGAAAAAGAUGAAGGCAUAUUAGUAUCUUUGGCUUUAAGAUAUUAUUAAAUAUAUGCAUGUUACAUGAUUAAUCAAAAAAAUAUAAACUUGUUCUGAAGAAUAUAGGAGUUCCCCUUAGAUAGAAAAAAAACAUUAUUUAAAGUAAUACCAAAAGAACGUGUAAGAGGAAUCUUAAUCCCCUUGCUUUCACCUUGACAGCUGGUAGAAAACUGCUUUACCAAUCAGAGAAAGUUAUUGCAUAUUAAUACAAAAAAGAUACAGAGGUAUGAAAAGAGAAUAGAAAAAUUUCCUAGUGAAAUAAAGACUAUGACCAGCACAGGGUUAGAAAGCACAGAAAGCCACAGGAGCAGAGAAGAAAUAAAACAGGUAUUUAAGGAUGUUGUUAACCUGGGAAACAGAAAACAUUCUUAGAGCAAUGAAACUGCCACUCUGAAGAUGUCUGCAAGAAAGAAGCAGCUCAUUUUUAACCUCCGAAAGUUGGAAAGGCACUGAAAGAAGCCAUGUUCCCCCUUAGCUCAGGGAAGGGUCUUCCCUGAUAGCCUGUUUGGUUGUGGGGGCCAUGGCUUUCUCCCAUAGGUCUGCUGCUGCUGGUACCCGGCUGGGUUGGCAGCUCUCACCCUCUCUUCUUCCCUGAACAUCAGGUCCAUAGGACUAGCCCAGUAUUUCUGCAAACCUAACUGUACUAGAACAAUGCACUAAUAAAAUGCACUGUGGAGAACACUUCUGUGUGGGCAGGGGUAUGAACUAAGUGAUCUGCAAGUCUUUUUCAUGUCUCAUUCCUUGUAGAUUGGAUCAGGAGAAAAGCAGGUAUGCAAUACGACUUAAGUUCUAUCUCAUGUUAUUAACUAACAUCCAUAAAAUGUAACAGAGGGAUGUUUGCUAUUAUAUAUAUUUUGUAUAUGUACCUAUAUGUACAGCAUAUAAGAAUGUAUAUAGUUAACCAUAUUUUUGAAGCAACUUUCUAUCAAAUAAAAUGAAACAUUACUAUGUCUUA
This is a messenger RNA of Columba livia (rock pigeon), 3050 nucleotides long. RefSeq names its product BEN domain containing 6 (gene BEND6). Gene Ontology annotation, molecular function: DNA binding; transcription corepressor activity. Gene Ontology annotation, cellular component: nucleus. The transcript has 11 exons. NCBI's taxonomy places the organism in Eukaryota, Metazoa, Chordata, Aves, Columbiformes, Columbidae. Gene Ontology annotation, biological process: positive regulation of neuron differentiation; negative regulation of Notch signaling pathway. Bases 470 to 1891 code for a protein of 473 amino acids. The record is from RefSeq and is a predicted model, not a curated record.